UCUGUGUUUCCCCUUACGGUUUCUCUAACUGCCACCGUGUUGCUAGUCAUGGCAGCAUCUCUUGCAGCAACUCUCGCCUCCACCGCAUUCAGCUCGAGAUGCCUCACCAGCUCCGUUCGUCAAGUAGACGCGGCAUGCGUUGCUGGCAAUCUGAAGCCACUGAAGGCAACUGUGAGGGGUGACAUGCGCGCAUGGAGCGGCGAGGGCGGAAACCCACCAGCGGAACGCAUACUCUCUCUUGAGGAGAUUCUCAGCGCCGCGGAGGCGGAGAGCAGCGACCUUGUAUUCUCUCCCGACGACGCUGCUGAUGACCAGGAUGACGCCGCCAUUGACAACCUGGCCGACGAUCCAUUUGCCUCGCGCUCACCGAUCCCCACCGACCCCAACGCCCCGGCUGCACAGCUCUUUCCGUCGGCUGACGACAUGGAGAAGGUGCUUUCCGCCUAUGGCAACGCUCCGGCAGCGGUAGGCGAGAUAGGAGUGGAGGAUCUCAAGGCGGCGCUAGAGGGGAAUGCAGGCGCCGUGCCUGUGCUGAUUGACGUGAGGGCGCCAGGGGACUACACGAGAGG
Closterium sp. NIES-67 is the source of this 569-nucleotide messenger RNA. Lineage: Eukaryota; Viridiplantae; Streptophyta; Zygnematophyceae; Desmidiales; Closteriaceae. The record is from the annotation of a GenBank genome assembly.